Cooperia oncophora is the source of this 678-nucleotide messenger RNA. The record is from the annotation of a GenBank genome assembly. NCBI's taxonomy places the organism in Eukaryota, Metazoa, Nematoda, Chromadorea, Rhabditida, Trichostrongylidae.
UUGCAAUGUUUUCCAUAUUCGGAUGUUUUUAGUGCAGUGAGCGAUUGUGACUACGUGCUCCAUAUCGCGUCACCGUUUCCCAUUGUAUCCGAUCCAUCCUGCGUGGACAUUGCUGUCACUGGAACACUCAAUGUUCUCCGAGCCGUUUCGAAAGAACCCAGCGUGAAGAAAGUCGUUCUCACCAGCAGUUGUGCUGCGGUACACGAAGGGCAAACCUAUGGAAAAACGUACGACGAAACGUCAUGGACCAAUGUUGACGAUCCAAAGGUAGACUACUACGCCAAAAGCAAGACAUUGGCCGAAAAAGCCGCAUGGGAUUUCGUUAACAACAUAAAGGACGGCAACAAAUUCAAACUGACGUGCCUGAAUCCGACAUUUGUUGUUGGCCCACUGAUAAUAGAUGAAGAAGGUGCCAGUAUAUCGCUGAUGCGACGAUUCCUCAACUUUGAAUGGCCUGCCCUUCCGGAACUGAAUCUGGCCUGUGUGGACGUUCGAGACGUGGCGAAAGCACAUUUGCUAGCUAUGCAUUGUCCGGAAAGUGAUGGAGAGCGAAUUUUGAUCACAAGCCAGCCGUCAUUUUGGUUCAGAGAUAUCGCUCGGAUUUUGGGAGAAGAAUUCAGACCACAAGGUACAAAACCAUUUCUUCUGAAUCAGAAACGAUUCGUUUUUUUUUGCUGA